AUGGCAUUUGGUGACCUCCUGGAGCAGGUGGGCAGCACGGGCCGCUUCCAGAUCCUGCAUGUAACCCUGUUGAGUAUUCCAGUGCUACUAAUGGCCAGUCACAACCUGCUGCAGAAUUUCGUGGCGGCCGUGCCUCCCCACUACUGCAGUGCACAUGCGAACUUCUCUCAGCGACAGCUCAGCCCGCAAGAGAUCUUAACAGUCACUGUGCCUUUGGACCAAACGGGCAACCGUCAGAGCUGCCGGCGCUAUGUUGCGCCACAGUGGCACCUCCUGGACUCGAAUGCAACUUUGAAAUACCAGGAAGAAAUGGACGAUAUUAGCCUCCAGGAAUGCACUGAUGGUUGGUCUUACAAUAUGACUGGCAUGACCUCCUCAAUCAUAGCGGAGUGGGAUUUGGUGUGUGAUCUGCGCUCUUUGAAGCAAAUGGGCCAAACCGUCUACAUGGGAGGUGUUCUUGUGGGAUCCAUUGUCUUGGGAAGUCUUGCUGACAAGUUCGGACGACGCAUCCUAUUGAUCAUUUCCCACCUGCUGAUGGCAGUGGCCGGGACGGGUGCUGCUUUCUCCACAUCCUUCCCCAUCUUCUGCCUGUGCCGCUUCGGUUGCGGAAUGGCUCUUUCCGGCAUAGGCCUCAACACCUUCUCGCUCAUCGUGGAGUGGAUCCCAACCCGUGUUCGGACCGGAGUGGGCACCAUCACAGGUUACUGUUACACGGUGGGACAGUUACUCCAGGCGGCUAUCGCUUACUUCAUUCGGGAUUGGAGGUGGUUGACCUUGGCGGUGUCUUCACCUUUCUACAUCUUCUUCAUCUACUCAUGGUGGUUUCAUGAAUCUUCAAGAUGGUUGGUCCUGAGCCAAAACUACGACAAAGCCAUCAAGAACCUUAAAAGCGUUGCUAAAAUUAACGGACGUCAUAAGGAGGGCGACAAAGUUGACCUUAACAUGGUGCAAGAGUCUAUGAAGAAAGAGAUGUCAUGCUCCCAAGGCUCCUACACUGUCAUAGAUCUGUUCCGUACUCCCACCAUGCGCUCGAUGACAAUCUGCCUGGGUGCUGUCUGGCUAUCAACAAGCUUUGCCUACUAUGGGCUAGCCAUGGACCUCCAGAAGUUUGGAGUGGACUUCUACUUAAUCCAAGUCAUCUUUGGGGCUGUGGACAUCCCCGCUAAAGUGGUCAUAAAUCUGACUAUGAGUUUCAUCGGACGCCGUCCAUCCCAAAGUGGCGCGCUUAUCAUUGCUGGAAUCACAAUAUUAAUCAACCUCAUGGUACCUCAAGAGCAUCAGAUGCUGCGCACCUCUCUGGCGGUUAUGGGGAAAGGCUGUCUCGCUGCCUCCUUCAAUUGCUGUUACCUUUACUCUGGAGAGCUCUUCCCCACCAUUAUUCGUCAGAAUGGAAUGGGGUGGGUAUCGAUGACGGCUCGCGUGGGAGCCAUGGUGGCCCCCAUGGUGCUCCUGAGCGGUGACUACAUACCUUGGCUGCCGGGUUUGAUCUACGGAGGAGCUCCCAUCAUCAGUGGAGUGGCUGCCAUGUUCCUCCCGGAAACGCUCGGGUCGCCACUUCCUGACACGAUACAAGAUGUGGAAGACAGGGGCUCUGGGAGAGUGUCCAAAACGCAACCAAAGCAAGCAGCCGCUAUGCAAGACACUGAGGCCAAUCUCCUGAAGCAGGUCGUCUGAAUGCAUCAAAAACAUUUUUUGUUGUGAUUUUACUUUAUUCUCCUCAUCGCCUGUAUGACUUCUGAGAUUUAUGCUAGAUAUAGACAGGUCA
Syngnathus typhle (broad-nosed pipefish) is the source of this 1765-nucleotide messenger RNA. It is a transcript of the gene slc22a6l, whose product is annotated as solute carrier family 22 member 6, like. The transcript is spliced from 10 exons. NCBI's taxonomy places the organism in Eukaryota, Metazoa, Chordata, Actinopteri, Syngnathiformes, Syngnathidae. Gene Ontology annotation, biological process: transmembrane transport. The coding region runs from base 1 to 1674 and encodes 557 amino acids. The record is from RefSeq and is a predicted model, not a curated record. Gene Ontology annotation, cellular component: membrane. Gene Ontology annotation, molecular function: transmembrane transporter activity.